This is a messenger RNA of Geodia barretti, 744 nucleotides long. Lineage: Eukaryota; Metazoa; Porifera; Demospongiae; Tetractinellida; Geodiidae. The record is from the annotation of a GenBank genome assembly.
AUGAACCCGAUGAACAGGCUGGCCUGUCCCACUUCCUGGAACAUCUUCCCUUUAAAGGGUACGGAAAGCUGGCCCACGGCCCGCCACGUCAGCGAGGCUAUUGAAGGCGUGGGCGGCGUGAUGAACGCCAGCACCGAUCGGGAAGUAACCGUAUUCUGGUGCAAAGUUUCCCGCCUCCAUUUCCAGCAGGCCUUUGCCGUGUUGCUCGACAUGGUGUUGCACCCACUGCUUGAUCCCGCGGAAAUGGAAAAGGAGCGGGAGGUUAUCCAGGAAGAGUUGCGGAUGACCUAUGAUUACCCCUCGCACCGGGUUGAUUUGCUUAUUGACGAGCUGCUUUGGCCGGAGCAAGCCAUGGGCCGGGACGUGGGUGGAACCCUCGAAUCCGUGAACAACAUUGUCGUUGACCAGGUCCGCGAAUACAUGCUACAGCAAUACAACCCGGCCAAUACCGUAAUUGCUGUGGCAGGCAACGUUGACCACGACGAAGUGGUGGAGUUGGUGAAUGAACCCACCCACCACUGGCAACCCAAAGAGUCCUUAAACUGGCAGCCAGUGGUUGACUACUACGCCGACAAGGGCAUCGGUUCGGUGGCGCGGGUGGAACAAAAGCAAUCCGACCAGGCCCACAUCUGCCUGGGGUUGCCCGGCAUUUCUCUGACCGACCCCGACCGCUAUGCCUUUCAGCAUCCUCAACGGGGUGUUGGGCGACGGUAUGAGCAGCCGCCUGUUUCUGAACCUGCGUGA